Molecule: messenger RNA, 444 nt
Organism: Heterostelium album PN500
Lineage: Eukaryota; Evosea; Eumycetozoa; Acytosteliales; Acytosteliaceae
Product: FKBP-type peptidyl-prolyl cis-trans isomerase
Exons: 4
Coding region: 1-444 (147 amino acids)
Biological process (GO): protein peptidyl-prolyl isomerization
Molecular function (GO): peptidyl-prolyl cis-trans isomerase activity
Source: RefSeq, a predicted model, not a curated record
AUGAAUAUUAAAUACGUUUUUUUAAUUGUUGUUGCAUUGGUUUGUUUAUCAAGCUUUGUAGAGUCUGCCGCUAGUGGAAAGAAGAAUGGUAAACUUCAAAUCGGAGUAAAGCAUCGUCCAGCUGAAUGUACAAGAAAAACAACUAAAGGAGAUGUUUUGAAGAUUCAUUACACUGGUUCAUUACUCGAUAACGGUGAGAAGUUUGAUAGCAGCGUUGACCGUGGUACUCCAUUCGAAUUCACUUUGGGUGAAGGUCAAGUUAUCAAGGGAUGGGAUAAUGGUUUAUUGAACAUGUGUAUUGGUGAAAAGAGAAAGCUCACUAUUCCACCAUCAUUAGGUUAUGGUGCUCAAGGUGCUGGUGCAAAGAUCCCAGGAAAUUCUUAUCUCGUUUUUGAUACUGAACUCAUUGAUAUCGUAUCAAAUAUUUAUGAUGACGAACAAUAA